This is a messenger RNA of Telopea speciosissima, 1806 nucleotides long. RefSeq lists its product as uncharacterized. The transcript is spliced from 13 exons. Bases 42 to 1454 code for a protein of 470 amino acids. The record is from RefSeq and is a predicted model, not a curated record. NCBI's taxonomy places the organism in Eukaryota, Viridiplantae, Streptophyta, Magnoliopsida, Proteales, Proteaceae.
UCUUGCCCUCGUCUCAAGAAAGGGGAAAAUAAUCAGAGGCCAUGAAGGAGAUGGAGAUGGAGACGGAGAAAGACAUGGAAGCACCUCUCGAUUUCGAGCUUGAAGAUCCUCUUCUCAGUCCACCUGUUCCCACCAAAAAGAGGGGCAAGGGUAUUGGUUUGGACGAUCUUCUUAAAGACUUUUUCAAGGAGAAAAAGAAACGGAAUGAAAGGGAGUUUAAACGGGCAAAAUCUCGCAUAUGCUAUAACUCAGACGAGGAUGAGGAAACUGCUCAUUUAUCUGAGCUUGUUAACCAGUGUCAACAGAAAAUGCAAGAAAUUGGCGAUGAACAUGAGAUCCCUUUGUGGGGUCUACAUGUUUUUGGAAAUCAGAAGGCUCCCCCACUGCCCCUAGGUUCCCUUGAGCUUCGCAGUUGCAAACUUUUACAGUCCUUACUGAACAGUGAGCUCAAUUUGGUGCUGGGCCUGACUGCUGAGAAAGGAGAAACCUUUUUUGAGGGAUUAUUGAUUAAUGGCUGGCUCUCAAAACUGGUUUUUAGGUGUGGACAUGUGGAAGAACACCUAGCAGUUUGGACCUUUAAUCUGAUGUUAUAUUCCUCAAAGGAAGAACUGAGAGCAUCUGGAUGUGACUUCUGGUGUGCUAUCCUUCCAUCAAGAGAUGAGGCUGAGCAACCAUCACUUAAAAUAGACUGGUUUCCUAGUUCCGUCAAUCUAAAGCAAGCUCUUGAAAUCUAUGGGUAUCUAUUGGAUUCCUCAUCUGUUGUUUCCUCCCUUCCAGAAGUUGUCCAUGCUGCUUCAGAUUCUGAUUGUCGAGGUCCACCCCAAAAUAUUAGAUGUUGGAUCAAAUUUCUCACUGCCUGUUGUGGUGUGAGAGGUACAUGGUCCAUCUUUUCAACUUCAGAAGCUGAAGAAUUUCUUGGGGUUAUUAUCUCCCUUUUUUUGGACCGUCAACUUCAAGGCCUAUAUUCACUUUUGUCUGAAUGCAUGGUGGCAAUUGUCAGUUACUUCGAAGACCAAGAGUGGAACAUUAGCUGUGCAGAAGUAGCAAAAGCUCUUGCUUCCAGAUUGCCGAAGGACUUGAAUUGCUUGAGAGUCAUGGAAUGCAUCUCAGGAGUUGACACUCGUAUUAAGCAGCUUAAACGUGAAGUUGCCUUUCAAAUUCUCAUUAAUUGUCUUGAUGGAAAGCUUACAGAUGCAGAACAAAUCCUUGCAUGGUUAAUGUCAAUCGAUAUGAGAGAUAAAACCUGUGAUUAUUUCAAGGUGUAUAUUCACUUAGCUCUGGCAGAGAAUUGGCUAUUCUCCAACCCUCUUGUGGAAGAGAAACCGUUAAUUCUUGAAAUGUGGGGUGCUUUUCUUCGGAAUUGUUCCUGCCAAAUUACCAACAGAGAAUUGAGUUCUUAUGCAUCAAAGGUCCGUAAUAAAGCUUCUUAUAUUCUGCAAAGCACCAUCCACUGAAAGGGACUGUGAUUAAGGGAAGUCUAGCAGAAGAUUUAUGAGACCCACAAAAUUAGAGUGACAUAUAUAGUCUCUGAUUUACACAAGAAAGGUUGUCAAGCAGCAGGAGCCUCUAAAAACACUUAUGUGGAAACUUGCUGGUUAUAGCUGCUUCAUGGUUUCAAUAUUAAUUAGUUGGAUCUAUACAAAAUUAAUGUGUCCUGUAAUUAAGUUUGGGCCCCUGGGUGUUUUGCCAUGCAUUGAAAUUUUGAGUUCACCAUCUCCACUAAUUCUGGUAGGGUAAAACCAGAAAUACAACUUGUAACACAAUUACUGUUCCUGUUUGUCUAUAAAAAGUUGAUUUUUCCCCCCU